AUGGCACCAUCACGUAACAUCAUCGUAGCCACGGGUCUGGUUGUUUUCGCGUCUGCAGGCUUAGCUUUCCCAUUUUACAUGGCAUCCUCCAAAAAACCAGUGAUAGAUCCAACAAAACCGUUACCUCCUCAAGCCACUUUUAGAGGACCUUACAUAAACACAGGUUCACGCGAUGUUGGACCUGACCAUCGAACUUAUCCAAAGAAAUGA
Thlaspi arvense is the source of this 210-nucleotide messenger RNA. The record is from the annotation of a GenBank genome assembly. NCBI's taxonomy places the organism in Eukaryota, Viridiplantae, Streptophyta, Magnoliopsida, Brassicales, Brassicaceae.